GCACCAGCCCUGCACAAUGAAACAAUUAAAAACAGACAGGAAGCUCUGUGUUUGGGCUGCACACAGAGGUUUCUAGAAGGCCAGAGCGGAUCUGGAACUAUAGGCUUGUGUAAAUCAACUCAUGAAUUAAUUAGAUGUGUGCUAGACAUCCUAUAAUCUGGACAUUAAUAUAAGUGCUGUGGUCAGUAUUGAUCUGCUGUAAUUCUUAAUGCGCUCUUUAGAUCCAAAGAGUUCGCAAUUAAUAAACAAUUGGAGCUGUUUUAAGUGUGGAAUGCGGAUGGAUUUUCUUCUUUUUUUUUUUUUUUNAAGUGGGCAAAUGUGUGGAGUUUCUACGCUGGAGGUGGAGAGUUUGUGUUUAUAUCCUCAGGAUCAACUUCUUUCUCCACAGCUCCACCCUCGCCUCGGCUCAGAAAGGCUUUUUUUUUCUUUGUGCAGCUGCCCUGUAACAGAGGGAGGAACAGCUGGCUGAGGGAACAGCCAGCCCGGGGAGUCAGUCACAUUCCUGGCCGGGAUUCAAUGACUGAACCAGACACAAACAAACAGAGAGGGAGAGACUCGCACACUGAGCGAGUGAGUAGGGAGUCAGACUUGUGCGCCAGACAGAGCAGACCGAGCUUAUUUCGGGCGCACAUUCGGAGUGCGUAAAACCGCAGGAAGACUGAAACAGAGCUGGCAGAUCGGGGAGCGGACGUCGGACCGAACGGGUUGGAGUUUUUUGGCGACUUUCUUUGCGCGUAUUUUUGGGAAGCGCCCCUGUGAUUGCAGCCGCUUGACGCGCAGAAGCUUUUCUGCAGACAUGGGAAGGCGCGCUGCCGCCGGAUGCUGACGCCCGUUCCGAUAAUUUAAUUUCUUCUUUCAUUUUGAGUUUUGAACUCCCUUCUCCGGCCAAGACAACAUGGAGGGCGCCAGCUUCCAGCCCCAUCCCGGACUUCAGCAAACUCUGAAGCAGUUUCACCUCAGCUCCAUGCGCUCGCUCGGCGGCCCCGCGGCGUUCUCCGCGCGGUGGCACCAGGACUCGCUCUUCGGGAAAGAUGGCAAAUCGGCGGAGAUCGUGCUCUCGCUGCCGGCUCAGACCCCGCCGGUGAUGUCCGGGCCACUUUUCAUCCCCUCCGACCGCUCCACGGAGCGCUGCGAGACGGUGCUGGAGCGGGAGCCCAUCUCCUGCUUCGUGGUCGGCGGGGAGAAGCGGCUGUGCCUGCCGCAGAUCCUCAACAGCGUGCUGAGGGAUUUCUCCCUCCAGCAGAUCAACUCCGUGUGCGACGACCUGCACAUCUACUGCUCCCGGUGCACCGCGGACCAGCUGGAGAUCCUGAAGGUGGUGGGCAUCCUGCCGUUCUCCGCGCCCUCCUGCGGGCUGAUCACGCAGACGGACGCGGAGCGCCUCUGCAACGCGCUGAUCUACGGCGGCACCUACCCGCCCCACUGCAACAAGGACCUGGGCUCCCUGGAGCUGGAGCGCACGGAGAGGAGCUUCAAAGUCUACCACGAGUGCUUCGGCCGCUGCAAAGGCUUGUUUGUGCCGGAACUGUACAGCAGCCCGGCCGCCGCCUGCAUCCAGUGCAUGGACUGCAGACUCAUGUUCCCCCCGCACAAGUUUGUGGUCCACAGCCACAAGAGGCUGGAGAACCGGACAGUCCACUGGGGGUUCGACUCCUCCAACUGGCGGGUUUAUGUCCUGUUAGACCCGGACUACACCGACAAGGAGGAGAAAAGUCACCUGGAGCAACUGCUCAAAGAGUUGAAAGGAAAAUUUGACCCAAGUGGGAAACUGACCAGUAAACAAUGCAGAUCUUCCAGCCCAAUCCCCACCAAGAGACGCAAGUUUGACAAAUUACAGUCUCCAUCAGCUGACGGCGACAGGAAACCCCAUUGGUUACAGUCACUGUCGAAGUCUGCACAGAAGGAUCUGAAGCAGGUCCAGCUGAAGCAGAGGCCCUCUGCUUUCCGUCCCUGGUCUCCUAAAGUGGCAGAAAAAGAGAAACCAGCUGCUCAGGGCGAGAAGUCGUACUCAAAGAAUGAGGGGCCUGCAGCGGCUCCUGUGGCGGCGCUGCUCCAUCUCAAAGACAGCCACGCUCCUGUCAGGGGGCCUGCAGCGAAAUCCAUCCAUAACAGUGACACACAACCUUCAGCAAAGCCGAGCCAUUCUGUCAGCACAGAUCGAGCUGACGAUAUCGACACAGAUGGAGAGAUCGAUGUGGAUGAUUGUGAUGAGAGUCCAGUGCCAGCCUCCUCCCUAUCCUCACCUCCCUCCAUCUGCAACAGCGCCUCUCAGAGUCUGUCUCCUCAAAGCGGUGCCCGAGCUCCGGACAGACCCUCCUGGCUGCCGGGGAGUCUUUCUCCGGAGAUGGACGCCAUGAGGCAGAUGCUGUACGGUGGACUGGAGACCAAAGAGGCCCGGGAAAAAGUCCUGCAGGAGAUCGUCAGGAUGAGGGUGAAGCAGGAAGAGAAGUUGGCAGCUGCUUUGCAAGCUAAGCGCAGCCUUCAGCAGGAGCUGGAGUUUGUGAGAGUAGCUAAAAAGGGUCGUCUUCGUGAUGCCAUUGAGGCCAAGCGCAACCUGCGUAAGGAGAUCGAGCGCCUCCGCGUGGAAUUUGAGCGGAAGAUGAGAGAGGCGGAGGAUUCGUGUGGGCGGCUGAAGAGAGAGCUGGAGAAAGAGACAAAGCUGCGAGUUUGUGACAAAGGCUGUGAGGCCGAGAGUCUCCAGAUCAAGUACUCCAGUCAGAUUGAGGAGCUGCACAUGGAGCUGCAGCAGGCGGAGGCUGAUCGCGAGCAGCUGAGGCAGGAGCUGCAGCAGGAGAGAGAAGCUCGCCAGAACCUGGAGUGCGCCGUUAAGACCCUGCAAACCCAGCUGGCGCUGAAGGCCCACAGCAGUCCCCACGGCGACUGCAAGGACACAAACACACAAACAAGCAAACAAAGUCACCCCGCACAGCCGAGGAAUGGACCCUAAAAGUUGCACAACCGACUCUGAUCCAGCCUUCAGAGGAAAGCUUUCGUCACAUAAUAAUAUGUUACAGUACAUCGAUAUUGUCAUGACAGUAUGAGUUUCACAUCAACUGGAAAGUAGCAUGAGCAUGUUGUAGAGAGUUACGCUACCAAAUACUUUCUCUGUGAUGAAAAAAGGUUUUUUUCUUGCCGCCGGGAACUUCCCGGCACUCUCCAAGGAUUUCUGGUUUUGGUAUAAGCUAUUCUAAGAUGUGCAAAUACAGCUACACAACACUACUUGAAUAUGAAGGGAGGAAAUGUGUUGCGCACGGCGAAACGAGCAGUUGAUGAAAGUGCCACAAAAAUACUGGUACACUCAGAGGUGUCAUUGCAGACCACUGGAAAAAAAGAGACACAAGUUUACCACUAUUUACUUCAAAUAUCCGCUCGCUUCUUUUUGUAAUUGUGCAGAGGUUGAACUUUUUUUUUUUUUUUUUUUUUUAUAUAAAUGCUUGCGCAACACUGUUAUUUUACAAGCAAGAAAAAAAGCAAACAUUCUUAAGAAAACAUAUACGCAUGUAUACCAGCUUAUGUACGUUUUGCAUUUUGUAAACCUGAAGUAUUAGAGGUUCUGUGGGCUGCCUUCAGGUCCGCUACCUGAAUGCUUAAAUAUUUUAUGGAAGUGUUCAUUUUCUUUUUGUUUGUUUGCCGUUUCCUAAUGAUAUUUUUUGCUCCCAAACCACGUGAAAAAUAGCAAAUAUUUAUGCCCACAUUAGUCAGCAUAAGGCAACAAACACUCCUUUAAAUGAAAAAAAAGGAAAUGUUCACCUUUUUUUGCGUGGUAAAAUGCGGUACUUCUGAUUUUCUAUGGAGUAUUGUAAAAAAAAUAAAAAAAAUAUUUUUAUUCUGCAAAAUUUUGCCCCGCUCAACAGGAGGCAUUCAUUUUUAGUCACUGGUUUUAGAGCUCUUUAAAUCAACCGUUGCUGUUUAUAUGAACAACGUUUCUACAUACAUACAAAAUAUGGAUAUAUAUUUUUUUACUUUAAGAAAGUAAUUGCACUUUUUAGAAGAAAGAACCCUGCAUUGUGCUCCCUGUUACAUUUGUUUUUCCAACCGGAAAUGAUCCUAAACCUUAAAAAAUGAAAAACACUCCCUCAGCGUGUCCUCUGAUGUAAAUAAUAUGGUAUUGUAAAUAAGAUAUUUGUUGGAAUGAUGUUUGAUUUGCUGAUUUUUUUUUGUUUAUUUGCUCUUACUUGAAACCAAAAAGCAGAUUUUAUUUGGAUACUCAAAGCUCUAAUUUCAUUGUUGCUGAUCCCUGGUUUACAAUCACAGGGCAUUUAUCGGACUGACAGACUUUUUUGGUUUAAAGCCUCGUUUGUUGACCUGACACGCCAAGAGAAUAGUUUAAUCUUUCCCUUUCUUUUGUUCUUGUUAUGGAGAUUAUCUUUAUUAUUUGAUUUAUCAUAGAGUAUAUAUUACAUCUUGUACCAAAAACUGACAAAUGGACUACGAUUCUCUGCACUUCCAGCUUCCUUGUCACACAUAUAAAGUAGUAAAUUCCACAUAAUUAUUGUUUCAAACAUUUUGGCUCUCUGACAUGUAUUAGACAAGAAAACACUUUUAUGUCUUACCAUUAUGAUACCCUCGCUCAGUAUUUGUUGGGUACUGUGUAUUAGAAAUAUCCAAUUUGUUAGCUGAUGCUGUUGUAGUUUUGGUCUGGAUAUGGGUUUUUGUUUGCCUCUUGUUUCAAUGUUUUCUUUUUCCUUCAGAAAACUUGUAUAAUACCUAAUAAAUCUACAUCAAUUCUACAGAC
Molecule: messenger RNA, 4735 nt
Organism: Oryzias melastigma (Indian medaka)
Lineage: Eukaryota; Metazoa; Chordata; Actinopteri; Beloniformes; Adrianichthyidae
Gene: skib
Product: v-ski avian sarcoma viral oncogene homolog b
Exons: 7
Coding region: 896-2947 (683 amino acids)
Biological process (GO): negative regulation of BMP signaling pathway
Cellular component (GO): nucleus
Molecular function (GO): SMAD binding; RNA polymerase II cis-regulatory region sequence-specific DNA binding; DNA-binding transcription factor activity, RNA polymerase II-specific
Source: RefSeq, a predicted model, not a curated record